GUAACAAAAUUAUAAGCAUGAACAGUUUAACAAGAAAGUUGUUUUAUUGUGUUUUUCUAUUAUUCUACCUGGCAAAUAAACUAGAUGCUGUACUCAAUAAAUUGAUGACCGACGACAAUGCAAUUGACUUCGAUCGUUAUCUGAGAUAUGAAGAGAUCAUAGACCACUUAAACAAGGUCGCAUCCCGUCACAAAAGUGUGGCUAAAAUAGAAGAUUUUGGUGUAUCACACGAAAAUCGUCGUCUUGUGUUGAUUAAAAUUGCAAGCGCCACAAGGAAGAUUAAACCGCUUAUAUUUAUUGAAGCAGGGAUACAUGCAAGAGAAUGGUUAGCACCGGCGCAAGCUAUUUAUAUUAUCAAUCAACUAUUAGAAGUUUCGGAAAAUAAAGAAUUGAGAGACAAAGUGGAUUGGGUUAUCAUCCCAUUACUAAAUCCCGAUGGAUAUGAAUAUUCCCAUAGUGUUGAUCGGUUAUGGAGGAAAAAUCGCGCUAAGGGAAAACUUUGUGAUGGAGUGGAUCUCAAUCGCAACUUCGAUUUUCAUUGGUCCCAAACCGGCGCAAGCAACUACGAAUGUUCAAGCACUUAUGCGGGUGUUAAGGCGUUUUCUGAACCCGAAAGCUUUGCUCUUAGUAUGACUAUAAAAAAGUACGCGAGCCGGACAAAAUUGUACCUUAGUUUACAUACUGCAGAGCAAUGCAUCUUAUUCCCAUGGGGUUACACCUUGGACUCUGCCAAAAAUGACCAAGAGUUGAGACAUCUCGCUUACGUAGUUUCUUCUAAAGUGUUUAAUAUUAGCAAGACAGAGUACAGGAUUGGAACUUCUGCGCAAAUUUUAAAUGUAGUCUCUGGGUCAAGUCGGGAUUGGGCUUAUGGGAUCGCCAAUAUCUCACUCGCUUUUACUAUCGAGUUAGAAGCCUUUCUGCACCCACGACACGUAGACCGUUUUAUAAUGCCUCCAAAUAGGAUUUUUAAAGUGGUAUCCGAGAUGUUUGAAGGGAUCAAAGUGUUUUACGCAUUUAUUAGGGAUAAAUAUUGUGUACAUUGAAAUUAAAUAUACGCCUUGCGUCUGUUGUAUAUUGGUACCUAGUUACUAAGUAAUUCUGCA
Molecule: messenger RNA, 1103 nt
Organism: Photinus pyralis (common eastern firefly)
Lineage: Eukaryota; Metazoa; Arthropoda; Insecta; Coleoptera; Lampyridae
Product: carboxypeptidase B-like
Exons: 4
Coding region: 18-1043 (341 amino acids)
Biological process (GO): proteolysis
Molecular function (GO): zinc ion binding; metallocarboxypeptidase activity
Source: RefSeq, a predicted model, not a curated record